Phytophthora sojae is the source of this 855-nucleotide messenger RNA. RefSeq lists its product as hypothetical. The transcript is spliced from 7 exons. Gene Ontology annotation, biological process: intracellular protein transport. Bases 1 to 855 code for a protein of 284 amino acids. Gene Ontology annotation, cellular component: endosome. NCBI's taxonomy places the organism in Eukaryota, Oomycota, Peronosporomycetes, Peronosporales, Peronosporaceae. The record is from RefSeq and is a predicted model, not a curated record.
AUGACCCUGAGCCACCACGUCGAGGUUGACGCCGCCCGCUUCCGCAAGGAGCUGCUGUUCGUCUGCUGCAAAAGCGACGACCCAACCACUGACCGCGUGCGGCAACUGCACGAUAUCCUGCCCAGCCCCACGGACAAGAUGCUGUCUCCAGAGAUCGUCCAGGGCCAGGUGAUCAUCUCGUCGCCCAAGGGCUUCUCCCACCAGGGGCUGGCCAUGAAGGUGGAGGGCAGCGCGCGUCUGCAGCUGUCCACCAAGAGCGCCGGCCUCUUCGACUCCUUCUACAACAACGUGGCGCCGCUGGAGCUCGUCUACUUCCACCUGCCAGUGGCCCCAGCAGGCAAAGUUCCUCCCGGAAUCUCCAAGUUCCCCUUCGAGUUCGAGUUGCAGGGCAACGACGGCCAGGAGCUGCUGGAGACGUACCAUGGAGUGUACGUGUCUGUGAAGUACGAGAUCGUGUGUGACUGCAUUCGCGGCAUCAUGAAGAACAAGCUGCACAAAACGUUAGAGUUUGUGGUGGAAGUGCCGCUUCGGGAACCAUUGCCGGACUCACCGGAGGAAUUCCACAUUACCCCGGAGUCUUUGGAGAACGUUCGUCCGCAAAGUCUGUCGGCGAUGCCGUAUUUUCACAUUACCGGCAAGGUUCACCGCACGAAUUGCCCUGUAAACUUGCCUUUUACAGGAGAAAUCAUUACCGAGGAAGCGAAAAGCCCGAUUAAAUCGGUGGAGCUGCAACUGAUUCGGGUUGAGAGCGUGGCGCAUGCUGCUUUCAAGGUCGAGUUCGAAACCAACGUUGUAGUGCUGUUCGAGAACGGGAACAUGAUUACAGAAAACUUUCCGAUCACGUUGUAUCGGUAG